GUUAACCUCAGACGGUGUGCUCCGACGGAUAGCUGUUAAUGACACAUGCACUUUAGCUUGCUAUCUAGCUAUUGCAUAUAAUCAGGUUAGUAACUAACGUCAAGCUAACUUAGUAUGUCCGCUACCAUUAAAGGUAGUUGUUCAUUAGUACUGAUUAAUUGAGGUGUAAAGUUGUUUCUUGUAAAGCUAUUGAUCAGAAGCCAGUAGUGAAAGACAGGCAAAUGCUGUUGGCGCUGCUUAAUGAUAAGCGAUUAUGCUAAAUUCGUCAGAGAGCUAGUUAAUUGCUGUAGCAACCACGUCGCUUGCUAAAUAAAAGUCAAAGAAGAGAAGUUAUAAAGUACAACGUGAUAACAUUAUGCCUUAGAUGAACACAGACUGGGGCUAAAAUUGACUGCACUUCAACAGAAAGCACCUGAAUGCAAUUAGUUAACCAACGCUACUUCAUCAUUAAGUACAAGCUGUCUAAAGAUGGAAAAAUUGCUGUAGUUAGGUACCACCAGUAUCAUCCGUUAGUACCGCUAUAUUAACCUCUUAAGCAAUGUAACACCAAAUACAGUGUGAAAAUUUCUACAGUGCACAACAUAACACCAGCAUAGAAGUUACGUUAUUUCUCUGGAAUCAAACAAGUACCUGCAUUAACGGAGCACCAAAACGAUAGGAAUGGUACGAUAGCGAUGUUAUCAUUUAGAGACACAUUCUGGAGCUGCUUCUUAGAUGGCUUACGAAUGUCCUUGACAUUGACAGCCAUGAGUGACAACGCAGUGACCGGCAGCCAGCAGCAGUGGUCAGGGUCUGGGCAAACGCAGCAGCCUUCCUGGGGCCCCUAUAUCUCAGUCAUCACCAACAGAACCACUAACCUGGUGAUACGAGGGGCCAUGCUGUUCUCUGUGGGUGUCUUCCUGGCCCUGGUGCUGAACUUACUUCAAGUGCAGAGGAACGUCACCCUCUUUCCCCCUGAUGUCAUCAGUAGUAUCUUCUCCUCAGCCUGGUGGGUGCCACCUUGCUGUGGCACAGCCUCAGCGAUGAUUGGGCUGUUGUACCCUUGCAUCGACAGACAUCUGGGUGAGCCACACAAGUUCAAGCGGGAAUGGUCCAACGUGAUGCGCUGCGUGGCUGUAUUUGUGGGCAUCAACCAUGCCAGUGCUAAAGUGGAUUUUGCCAACAACAUCCAGCUGUCUUUGACUCUGGCAGCACUCUCUAUUGGGUUGUGGUGGACAUUCGACCGCUCCCGUAGUGGCUUCGGCCUGGGAGUUAGCAUCGCCCUGCUGGCAACGCUGGCCACCCAACUCCUGGUUUACAAUGGAGUCUUUCAGUAUACUUCUCCAGAUUUCCUGUACAUUCGGUCCUGGUUACCUUGUAUCUUUUUUGCGGGAGUGAUAACUAUGGGAAACAUAGGACGGCAGCUAGCCUUGUGUGAAUAUAAAUUCAUUCAGGAAAAGACUCAUCAGGACUGACCAAUCUCUUGGUUCCAUCAGGCCUCUGCUCAAAGCGAUUUGCCUUUGCACCAACCUGAAGCCAGAGACAGAUUAUUAUCAGAGAACAUCUGCAUGCAGCAUAGACAAGGACUGGCUGGCCCUGGACGAGCCAGUAAGGCAUGUCAAAUGCCCCCUCAGCUCUUGGCUACCUGGUGCUUUUUUCUGGACUAGACAGUAUUUUUGAUUGGCUCUUGUCAGGCCAUUCAGAUCUUGGAGCUGUCACUGGCUACAUUCUAACUUGAGCUGAGCUGAACAAUGAGAUUGGAGUUUCUUGUGUUUUUUCUUUGGUGCAGUUUAUCUCUACUUACCUGGGAAGGGAUUAGCAGCAAAGCAUCUAUCGUUCUUCAGAUCAGCUCGGAUGUUUGAAACCAAACAUCCGAGCCUUUGGCUCCAUUGUGCCAAACACAUGCACACAGGGGAUCAGUUUUAAACUCUGCUCUUAUCGCCUGAUUCUUUCACAUCCUCCACGUAUCAGUGGAGAACACGCAGACUAGUUAUUUUAGAUCUAGAAAGACAUGCAUUUAUGCCAGACCUUUUAUUGUAUGUAAUUAGUGUAUAUCUACAUUUAAAUUUUCUUGAAUAAGGAAGGAUAAUGUGUACUGUAUGUGCAAUGUUCACCUGCAGUUGGUAUUUCCACCAGCCACACUGACGUUCAGUAUCAUCUGAGCCAGAGAUGGAAAGGAAACAUGACGACGAUUGCUUUCGCCGUCGUGUGUGUAUGACACACACACGACAGCAAUCGUGCAAAGCUCUAAGGAUCUUGGUUGGAAUUGAAUGGUGUAUUUGGAAUUUUAACUGGCAGAGCAAAUUAGUUUCAUUCAUAUUAAUUAAGCACAUUAAGACAUUUUCUUAUUAAAUUCCAUUUAUGUUUUUAAAUACUUUCUUCAUUUCAGGGAUCAACAUUUGUUCAACUUGUAUCUUUAGUCAUCUUAGUUGGUUUAAAAUGGGCAAGAAGCAGCGUUCAAUUUACCCAAAACAGUAGAAAUGCCAAAUUUCCCAGAUUGUCUUCAUUCAGCACUUGACAAAAAUUUGAUGGUUAUCCCCUAUGAACCAUUACAGUUAGUAUGAAUUAUGACUGUAGAAAAUAGAGAUAGUAUAUUAGAUUCGACUUUUUCUACCUACCUAUCUUGUGUGGCAAGAUUGUAUGGGGACACUUUCACUGGACUUAUUUUCAUGCAUGUUGGAUUUCUUUGUUCUGAAGUUGGCUGGUUAAUUAACUACAGAAGCGCUGACUUUAAUUGAGAUACAUUGUAGUUAACUUGCCCACAAGCAAAACCUACAAAUAUAGUGUUUAGCAGUGUUUAAAGUCUGUUUUAAAAAAAAUCUGGUUCUUCACUUUACGCAGUAGGUGUUUUUCAGGUGGGUGGAUGGAUUGAAAAUCCUCCUGGUAAAAACUAAUGAAACAAAGAAGAAAACUUGCAUAAUAUAAACAAGGACCACUUGUGUAGCUGUACAAGGUGGGACUGGAUCAUUUAAGGGACAUUUUUAUAACAAUUUCUUUGUGAUAAAUUAUGAUGAAUAUAAUUAAAAUUACAGCAUAUACAACAGAACCAAUAAGAAACAGUGUUUUUGUAAUAUUUCAUGAUGUAGGUUAAACGAUUUGGAAAAAAAAAAUGGAGAAACCUUUUUGAUUCCUUUUUUUGGGGUAGCAUGUUUUAUAUCAGCACUGUAGCAACUGUAACUGUUGUCAGAGUAAGAAAAAAUGCUAUAAUUCCUUUAGGAUGAAAUGUAUAGUGGUAAACCAGGGAUUGCUAGUUCCACUCAUUUAAGCAGUCUCUGAAACCUGAAUAUGAGCAAUUUGUUUUGGUUUAAUAAAGACCACAAUCUUGUGGUAACUGCCUCAAAUUUCUCCAUUUAUUGGUAAUACAUUUUCUUCUCUAUUGCAGUACCAAAUGUUUUUUAAACUUAAUAUUUCAAGUAAAUCCUUGGUGAACCCACAAUUUCCAGUGUAAUUACAUUGUAUAAAUCAGAUACCAAUAAAAUCAAAUUUUAGCAUUAUAGCCCAAAAACAUUAUUCUUAUAUAAUCAAAAGAAUUAAAAAUUGCUAGGUUCCUUAUUAAAGAGAUUAGCCAUAUUUGAUCCACCUUCAUCUGUAUGUGUAUUAUUACAUGACUUUAUCCUACACUGUUGGACCAACAUGCCUGCUAGGUGCUCAUUUUCAAAAGUAUAGAUCCAUUUCUGGACUUGUCCUCAUUUCAAAUAACACAAUGAAGUAAAAAUUAAAAAAAAAGAAUGUAACAUAAAUAAAUCCCUGGAGUCUGGGUGUGGCUGAGCGCGCGCAUCUAUAGUUUUUUCUCAUACACACUGCAAUAAUGUUUGUUUGUUUGUUGUUUUAGUGAAACUACAACAUGUAGUUUCCUUUACAUCAUAAGAAUAAAGAAUGUGGGAUUUAAUAUAAUGUGUGACUGUUCUCUCCUUUUCACUCUCUAAUUAAACAGUGAGAAAAAGGUUUAAUUUUCAUGUCUUCAAUUGGUACUCGGUUCUUUACCCUGUAGAUACCCAGUAUUUACAAAAAUUCUCAGAGCAUAAUUUCUUUCUCCUUUCCUCUCACCAUACAUUUAAGCACCAGCAGGAGACCAGUAAGUUUUU
Messenger RNA from Xiphias gladius (swordfish), 4064 nucleotides. It is a transcript of the gene insig2, whose product is annotated as insulin induced gene 2. NCBI's taxonomy places the organism in Eukaryota, Metazoa, Chordata, Actinopteri, Istiophoriformes, Xiphiidae. The coding region runs from base 675 to 1454 and encodes 259 amino acids. The transcript is spliced from 7 exons. Gene Ontology annotation, biological process: cholesterol biosynthetic process; SREBP-SCAP complex retention in endoplasmic reticulum; cellular response to insulin stimulus. Gene Ontology annotation, cellular component: endoplasmic reticulum; SREBP-SCAP-Insig complex. The record is from RefSeq and is a predicted model, not a curated record.